This is a messenger RNA of Anolis carolinensis (green anole), 7743 nucleotides long. Its product is annotated as IgGFc-binding protein. The coding region runs from base 175 to 4983 and encodes 1602 amino acids. The transcript is spliced from 12 exons. The record is from RefSeq and is a predicted model, not a curated record. NCBI's taxonomy places the organism in Eukaryota, Metazoa, Chordata, Lepidosauria, Squamata, Anolidae. Gene Ontology annotation, molecular function: protein binding.
CAUUGGUCCUUCCCAUUUGGACUACUGGAGCUUCCUCUAAAGUUAACUGGGCAAUAGGUUUUUGACUCAUUUCUCUUAUAAAAGUGCCAGAUUCAGCAGAGUUAUAAAAGAAACAGAAAGAGCUCUUCUUCAUCAAGCCAGGACAACUUUACUGAAGUUCAUUCUUUUUCAGCCAUGGCUAUGAAGAGCAUUGUAUUCCUCUUGAUUGGUUUGGCACUUUUGUCUGGACCAUGUUUAUCAAGCUCCCUUGGAAAGAAAUUUGUCACAGCCUUCCUAAACAACUUAAAUCAAAACCAACGCAAUACAAAGUUUGUGCUGCACAUUACUGGAUAUCACCCUGCAACCAACGUCACAGUGACAGCAAACAGCAUUAUGGAACCGAAAACCAUUUUUAUUACCAAAGGAGAAACAUUUCUGAUGGAAUUUCCAGAAUCCCUGGAGAUCUUGCAGAGCGAAAUCUCUGACAAGACAGUUUGGAUCCAAGCAGACAAAGAGAUCUCUGUGUUUGCCCAAAAUAAUAAGGAUUACACAACGGGUGCCACAGUCGUGUUCCCAAUCCAUCAAUUAGGAACUCUGUAUUACGUGGUAACUCCGGAGGGCAACAUACAGAAUACAUUCAAGGAAUUUGCAGUUGCUGCCCAUGAAGUUCCUACUAGAGUUGAUAUUCAAUUGCAAGGGACAGUGAAAUUUAAAGGAAAGGUUUAUCGUGCAGGGGACAAGCUCACAGUUGACCUUCAAGCCUUUCAGACCAUCCAGAUUCAAAGCUCAGAUGAUUUAUCCGGCACCCUGGUUGAAUCCAAUGCAACGGUGGCUGUCUGGAGUGGACAUAGCUGUGCCAUGAAGCACACACAUUGUGACCAUGUCAUUGAACAGCUCUUGCCUGUUUCCAGCUGGGGAACCAUGUUCCUUGUCCCUCCUCUGUCCUUCCAGAGGCGUUACGACAUUGUGUAUGUAACUGCUUCUCAGCCUACUUCCUUGUCUUACCAGUCUGGGUCAAAUAAAAACUCUUAUCAAAUGGAAACUGGAGAGAUUCUCAGGCUAUACGUUCAUCCCUCUAGGCCACUUUAUAUAUUGGCUGACCAUGGCGUCCAAGUCCUUUUUUUCUUCACUGGGUCUGUCAGAGGAAGUCAAUUGUAUGACCCAUUCCUCCUCAACAUCCCUGCUGUUACAAGCUAUUGCAACUCAUACCAUAUAGAUGGAAUGAGUUCGUUCAAUAAUUAUGCUGUCAUCCUAGCCAAAACCAAAGAGUCAGGUGAAAUCACACUAAACCAAAAGGCCACCAAUAACAUCCGUUGGAGACCAAUUCCUGGCAUGGAAUAUUCUUGGGCUGAGUACAACUUGGGCAGAAGAGCAGCUUCUGUCUCCCUAGAGCACCCAAGCACCCCUUUUGGACUCUUCCUCAUUGGGCUAUCAGAACGGAAUGGUUACGGAGCUGUGGCGCUUUGUUCAUCCUCCUCCCCCAGCUGUCCAGCUAAUAGUCACCAUGAAGACUGUGCCGAUAUCUGCUCCACCAAAUGUGCCGGAUACACAGAUCUUGGACCGUGCCCACAAUCCUGCAAUGCAGGCUGCCAGUGCGACGAUGGCUUUCUCUUUGAUGGCGUUAGCUGUGUUUCUCCUGAGAACUGUGGGUGCUUUGUGAAUGCAGGCCAACUCAAGCCCAAUGAAACAUUUCUGCUGAACGAGUGCCAAAAGAUCUGCACCUGUAUCCCAGAACAGGGUCUAAAAUGUGAGACUCACAGCUGUGCUGCCAAUGAGACUUGUGAUUUGCAAAAAGGAGCCCUGAGUUGUGUUUCCAAUGUCCCCUUAUCCUGCCCUGAGAACAGCUACUAUGAGGCCUGUGGAACUGCCUGCCCUGAAACCUGUUCUGACCGCACGGCUCCUUUGACAUGCAAGGAUACCUGUGUUCCCACCUGCCAAUGUAACAAGGGCUAUGUUCUUAGUGCUGGUGAAUGUGUCCCAGUGGAGACCUGCAACUGCACUUAUCAAGGUGCAACUUACAAGGCAAAGGAGGAGUUCUGGGUUGGCGAAGACUGUCAUACUCUCUGCAAGUGUGACCCCACAUUAGGCAAGGUUGUGUGUGAAGAAGAUUCCUGCAAAGGCAACAAAAAGUGUAUGAUGGUCAAUGGGGUCCGGGGCUGUCAUGCCCUCGAGCACUACACCUGCAUAGGAACUGGAGAUCUUCACUACACCACCUUCGAUGGGAAGAAAUUCGAUUUCAUGGGAACGUGUAUUUACCAGAUGGCGGGGCUCUGCUCAGAAGACCCUACCCUCACCCCAUUUUUGGUCAGCGUGGAGAAUAACAACCGAGGCAACAAAGCAGUGUCCUUCACUAAAGUGGUGACCCUGGAGGUAUACAACAUGACCAUCAGUCUGAGCCAAGAUUAUCCAAACAAGAUUCAGGUCAAUGGAAUCUUUGCCGAGCUACCUUUCUCCUAUGAAAAUAAAAUCACCGUCUACACCAGUGGAGUCCAUGGCUUCAUCAAAACAGACUUUGAUCUGAAAGUCAGCUUUGACUGGUACAGCUAUGCCAGGGUCAUUCUUCCCAGAACAUAUGCCAAUGCUGUCUGUGGGCUCUGUGGCAAUGCCAAUCAGGAUCCCAGUGAUGAUUUUGCCAUGAAAGAUGGCAUUGAAGCCAGCGAUGAAAUCCAAUUUGCAAACAGCUGGUUGCUGAAGGAGUUCCCAGGAUGCUCAGGAGGAUGUACUACUGAUUGUCCAGUAUGCCAGGAAACAGAAAAACAGAUCUAUAAGGGGGACCAGUAUUGUGGGAUCCUUGUUAGAAUGGAUGGGCCAUUCAAGCUAUGUCAUGCAGCCAUUGACCCAAUGUCCUACUUUGAAGAUUGUGUCUUUGACACCUGUGCAUACAAAGGUCACCAUGACACACUCUGCAAUGCCAUCGCUGCCUAUGUGACAGCAUGCCAUAAUCUUGGUAUUCAGAUUGGGCAGUGGAGAUCAGCUUCUUUCUGCAGCCUUACCUGUCCCCAGCAUUCUCACUAUGAGCUCUGUGGAAAUAGCUGCCCUGCUAGGUGUCACAAUGUCUCUUCGGAAACAUGUGAGGCAUGUACAGAAGGAUGCUUUUGUGAUUCAGGAUUCCUCCUCAGUGGGGAUGAAUGCAUCUCUCAGGAAGAAUGUGGCUGUGUGCAUUUUGGUAGAUACUACAAGAAGGGAGACGAAUUCUACUCUUCCACCUCCUGUGAGGAGUGCCAAUGCAUGGAUCACGGCACUGUCAACUGCCAGCAAUUCUCCUGUGGAUCUCAUGAGGUCUGCAUUGUGGAGAAUGGCAUUCUGGGUUGCCAUCCCAUUGGAUAUGGGACUGUGGUGGCAUUUGGAGGCAUUCACUGUAUAUCUUUUGAUGGGGCAAUUGUUGGAUUUUAUGGCAAUUGCACCUAUAUCUUAGCCAAGGUCUGCAGCAAGGAUCCACAGGUAGCGAAUUUCUCUGUGUCGGUGGAAAACGAGAAGCUUGAUGGUGAUCCCUUGACGCUAAUAAAGGCUGUUGUCGUCUCUGUUCAUGGAUAUACCAUUGUACUGGAGAGAACAGUGAAAUGGAAGAUUAUGGUUGAUGGAAAGUCUUAUACUCUGCCAGUGAACAAAGAGAAUGGAAAACUCUGGAUCACUCAGGAGGGGAAUAACAUCAUUGUGCAAUCCUCCUUUGGCCUCACGGUCCUCUAUGACACUUCUUACUUCGUCCGUGUGUCUGUGCCUAGCAACUACCAGGGACACAUGUGUGGCCUGGGAGGCAACUUCAAUGGAGACAAGAGGGAUGAUUUCAUGCUACCCAAUGGAGUACUCACUGAAAACAAUGAAGAGUUUGUAGCCUCUUGGAAGGUCCCUGUGGAUGGUGCCAUUUGCUUUAAUGGCUGUGGAGAGAGAUGCCCCACCUGUACGCCAACGAAGGCUGAAUCAUACAAGGCUGAGAGUUCCUGUGAAAUGAUCCUGUCCAAAUCCGGCCCAUUCAGACAUUGUCACUCCUUGGUGAGCCCUGCUGCGUACUUUGGGCAGUGUAUCUUUGACAUUUGUGCGGCUGACAGGACACAAGAAUCUGUCUGUCAGAGUCUUCAGACCUAUGUGACUGCGUGUCAAGCAUCUGGAGCCAAGAUUGAAGCCUGGAGAACAGCCUCUUUCUGCCCUCUCGCCUGCCCACCCAACAGCCAUUACGAGAUCUGCUCUUCACCCUGUGUCACUAGCUGUGCCAGUUUGUCCACUUAUGUCCAGUGCACAAAGAAUUGCUUUGAAGGCUGUGAGUGUGAUGAAGGCCAUAUGUCUGAUGGGGAGGCCUGUGUGCCUAUUAAGAGGUGUGGCUGUGUACAUGAGGGACUCUAUCUCAAGGCUGGAGAGAGCAUCAUCUCAAACAACUGCACUGAGAAGUGUACCUGUAGCAGUAUCUCUAGUCAGCUCACCUGUGAAAAAGUGAAUUGCCCAUCUGGAGAAACCUGUACAUGUACAGAUAGGAUUCACAUAUCUGAACAGGGAGAAGGCCAGUGCGAGAUCUCCCCAAAAGCCCAGCUUAAUUCUUUCGAUGGUGCCUCUGGACAUUUCCUCUGCAGCGGGGUCUACAAUUUGGCUCUUCUUUGCAAUGAUCAUGCCAUCUCUUGGUUCAGGGUCUCGGUCCACAUUGGAAAGGACAGUGAUGAUGGACCAGUUGUUGGGGAGGCCAUCUAUGUCUUCUUCCAAGAUACAUUUAUCACCAUGAAAAAUAGCACGAUCUGGGUAAAUGGACACCCAGUAUGGCCGCCAUACAACAAAAAUGCUGUGUCUGUGAGCCAGAUUCAGGAUGGGACUAUGGUUGAUCUGGAUUCGCUGGUGCAAGUUCACCUUCAUCACAAUGGAGAAGUGAUGGUGAAAGUCAAGGAGACCCUUGCUGGGAAGCUGUGUGGCCUGUGUGGAAACUUCAAUGGGGACAAGUUUGAUGAUUUGAAGCUGCCCACCGGGGAGUCAGAGGAGGAUACUGCUGAAUUCCUUCAUGCUUGGAAGGCCAAGGACUUAUAAAGGUUCUAUAUGGACAUUUGCUCAAGACCUGCACAUUGGCUUCUCUUUCUUUGGCCUUCUUCUGGAAGUGACGUGUGACGCUUUGGAUUCACACCAAAUGAAUAGACAUUAAGAAGAACAUGCAUGUCCCAUGAAAAUAUCAUUUCAUUAUUGUUUCCCACUUCCAUCAUUCUGUAACCAGGAAUAGAAAAAAAAUGUUGAGCCUCUAAAGGGGUUAUUCUGGUCUUGGACAUGUUCAAGAGCAAUGGCCUUUGAAUUGGAGUGAUCUCAUUCCAAAUUCUUUCAGUUCCCAAAAUAAAAUUAAAAUGUAUCAGAGCUGUUUCAUACUACAUAACAGCAAUAUGAUUCUAUUUUUUAUUUCCAUGGUAACAUUUCAUAGAAUCCUGGGUGAGAGCUUUUCAACAGUGGAACUCUCCGCCCCAGUGUGUGGUGGAGGCUCCUUCUUUGGAGUCUUUUAAGCAGAGGCUGGAUGGUCAUCUAUCGGGGGUGCUUUGAAUGCGAUUUUCCUGCUUUUUGGUAGGGGGUUGGACUAGAUGGCCCAUGAGGUCUCUCCCAACUCUAUAUUCUAGGUGUUGUAGCAUGUUGAGGCACUAGAUAUUAACAUUCUGAAUAUCUCUCUACUGCACAUGUCUAAUAUGAAUGGGACAUUGGUUACUUUCCGGCUUGACACUCCUCUUCAUUGCAUAUGAGAAACUGAAUUUAUAUAAGUGAGAGCUCAAAAUAAAAUUAAAAAUUUAUUCUUAAUACUGUCAAAUCUUCCCCCAAAUCCCUCUCUUCUUGUUUUUAUGGCACAACAAGGACUCUUAAUCCUCAGAUGAAUACAUUCCCAAAUCAGAUAUGCUCCAGUAUUUUUGCAAGACAUUGUAUAAUUCAUAAAUAUACCAUAGCUUUUUCAAAUGACUUUUUGCUGUGUUCUGCACUGAAAGUGUUUUUGGAGGAAGUAUUAUAUUGAGAUCUAGGGGAUAAUGAGUAACACAUUGAAUGACCUUGGGUAGAAUUGGUGCACUUUGACACCACUUCAACUGUCAGGACUCAAUGUUAUGGAAUCAUUGGCUGAAGCAUCACCACUCCUUGCAGACAAAGCUAAAACCCCUGCAAAAUUACAACUCUCAGGAUGGUAUAGGAUUGACCCAUGGCAGUUAAAGUGGUGUGAAACGACAUUAAUUCUUCAGUUUCGAAAUGCCUUUACUAGUCCGUCAAGAUGGGUUUUGGAGAUACUUAUUAGCAGUUCAUCUGAAGAUUCCUCAGAACAAAGGCAAAUAUGGUAUCUAUUAAAACUAGAGUUCAGAAGGACUGUAUCAUGUCAAAGAAAGAUAUGCAGAGGCAUGGAAGAAACGCGGUGCUUUAGAUCAUGUUGGAUUACCGUUUCCAUCAUCUCUCAGCAUAGGCUAUGUAGGUGAGAACAAAUAGUCCAAAAUAACCCGCAAGGACACAAAAGGCCCUAAGGCAAAGUCCCGAAGGUCCGAGCUGAUCCGGUUGUCCUUGUGCUCAGAAGAAACAGUCCAUGGUGUGGUCAGUAACAUAUUCAUCCACUUGGAAUACCCAGCGACCUGGGUAAUUCACAUUGCUUAUUUUUGUUAUAUUGAGAAUAUCAGAGGUCCGGGAACCAGGCAUGAUAUAGUAAUUUGUCUUGUCUCCAUUGUCAAAUCCAGCCUAGAGCAGAAAACAAAGAAGAAAUAUAUUUUUACAACACAGUAGAACAUAUUCAAGAUAGCACAUGCUCCUUUUGUUUGUGUGGAUGUGUACAAUGUGUGACCGUUGGUCUCAAUGGCAAUAAGAUGCAGAUUUGCAUAUGCAUCCUUCUCACCUUGUUCUUUCCCUCUAUCAAUUGAUUGAUUCCAUUGAGCUAUUUAUCUAUCCAUCCCUCUAUCUAUGGAUCCUUUAAUCCAGAGCUGGAAAGGAAUGAAACUACCUGCAUGGUGCAAAUUUUGCUCAAAGCUACCUGUGCUGGGAUUCCUCCAAGGCCUGUCUUAGCAUCUCCACCACUCGAUGUCCCCGUGGUCCACUGAAUAUCUGCAUAAUUCAAUGUGAUGAAGGAUAAUUCCUCAUUGGUGGUCAAGACAGCCUGAAAGGUGUUGACCUGAAAUAGCAAAGAAAGAAAUGAGAAAGUAGGGAUUGAAUACAACUGGACUUUUUUUGCACAUGGUAGGGCACAUCCAUUCUAUAGUGACAACAGUGAGAACGUGAGAGCAACAACAGUGCAUUCCCUGUGCUAAGCCUCAACAAAAGUGUAAAGAAGUAUGAAUUUUUGGUUUACAGAUGUUAUGUUUAAUUGUGUGUUUGUGUUUUAAAAGGGUAAGUAUUACAGUUAUUGCAUCUCAGCACUCAGAGGCUGGUUGCCAUGGAGAAGUAGGCGGAGCCAACUGCCAUUUUGUUGAAGAAGUGCAGAGUUUUUAAAAAGGGGGAUUCAGUCUGUGCUCUGAUGAGGCACAGGGAAGAUUGAUCCUAGGUUGAGGGGAUCAAGGAGACUCAAUUGUUCAUUUUUGAGUCGGUUUAAAAUAAGUUUGGUGACUUAUUUAAUGUAGUCUGUGUCCUGGUAAGGGACAGAUAAUCUGUGAUCAUAUAUCACAGGGUGACUGCGGUUUAAAAGUAGCAGAGGAAGAAGUUCUAACUACUUUAAGUAAAAGAAAUGACACUUUAGGGAGUUUGACUCACCUCAUUCUAGUAUUGUAACUGUUAAUAAAAGUGCCUCUAAGUGAGAAACAACAUUGUAACCACUAAGCUCUGUGCCUGAAUAAACUUGUUAUUGUUCCUCCAAUA